CCUGGAAACCAUUCGUCUCACUGAUAGAAGCCUUCUACAUACUCAGAGAAUUAGCAAGGAUGCACCUUCUUGGACCUCCUGGUGUGAGGCAUACAAUACUUGUAAUUUGCUUCCUAUACGCGGCUGAUGCAUGGUCAUCACACUUUAUUACACUACCCCAAUAUAUAUGCCCUGGAGUUAACACUACUCUUGCCGUACAUGUAUUUGGAACAAAUUACUCUGAAAUGACUGUGAUUGCUGAAAUUGCUGAUCUACAAAGAAAUGUGUUAGCAAAUGCUAGCAGUAUCUUCUAUAAUGAUACUAUUGGAUUGCUUACUAUUCCUGCAAUUCCAGUGAAUACUUCAGCCUCUUCCUACAAUUUAUCUGUCAGGGGCUUAGCUCAGAAUAAUUUGAUUUUCUCCAAAGAAACUACAUUGGAAACUCAAAAAAGAACUACAUAUUCUUUCAUACAAACUGACAAGGUUUUUUAUAAACCUGGACAAAAAGUCAAAGUCAGGGUGAUUUCUAUUGAUCGUGAUCUGAUGCCUUACAAUGGACUGGUGGAUAUUUUAAUAAUGAACCCUGAAAAUAAUAUCAUCCAACAAUGGCAGAACCUGUCAACAGAUCUUGGGGUUGUAUCUAUUGAGUUUAUGCUGUCUACCAAUCCCAUGCUUGGUUCCUGGAAAAUACAAACUACAGUAGAUAAUAUGGAGACCACUGGAUUUUUCACAGUUAGUGACUAUGUUUUCCAAAGGUUUGAGGUUAAAAUAAAAACCCCAGCUUUCUAUGUUGAACACAAAAAGCUGAAUCUUGAAGGAACAGUUACGGCAAAAAACAUCUUUGGAAAAUCAAUAAAUGGAAAUGUAACGGUAUCUCUGAACUCAUUGUAUUAUAAUUACAUGUCUACCAAUUCUAUCAAUAAAACAUACACGAUUUCAGGAUCUGCAAAUUUCAGUUUCACAUAUGAAGAAAUAUCAUAUUUGUUGAACUGGGGUGGAAUAAACAUUACAGCCUCGGUAACCGAAGAUUUUACAGGUAUUGUAACACAUGGAUUAUCACAAGUUGAAAAAACUGACUCUGACUACACACUUUUCAUAGUUACUGAACCAAGAGAAACUACACCAGGUCUCAAUUUCACAGCCCAGCUGCAGGUCCUGAGAUUUGAUAAUGCAUCUCUAACAGAAGAAGAGAGAAAUAAAAUUGUUACAGUUAAAAUUAUUCAGUCAACUACUGAAUUCUGGUUUUCAGAAUUAUUUUCUAAUGCCUCACUAGACAAUGUCAGUUUGACUACACCAUCAUCCAAUCCAGGAAGUGUAAUUGUGCGAGAAUACACCACCCCAGAAUCUGGAAUUAUCAAUAUUUCGUUUCCAAUAAUUCAGUCUGUACAAGUGAUAAAGAUUGAGGCUCAGUACCAAAAUACCACUCAGAACUGGAUCCUGGAAAAAAGUGGUAGAUUAAAUGGUUAUGCUCAAAUAAGAAUUUCAAACUCUGUGAAAAAGGUUGGAGAAACAUUUCAGGUUGAAGUUAAUACCCUACCAAAGAGUCAGAAACUAUAUUAUACGGUCAUGGCGAGGGGAGUAAUUGUUUUUGUUGGACAAACCACAAAUUCAUCAUUCACUCUUACUCCAGAACACUCGUGGACUCCACAAGCUACCAUAAUAAUUUAUUUUAUGAUCAACAAUGGGGAAGGUGGAGAUAUAAUGCAAACAUCUGAAACAAUUCAUAUCCAAGGACUAUUUCAAAACAAGGUUUCCUUGUCUUGGAGUACAAACUUAACACAACCGUCUGAAAAUGUUUCAUUAGCUGUGAAUGUGUCAAAACCUUGCUCUUUGGUGGGAGUGUGGGUGACUGAAAGAAUAUCCGAUUUGGAAGAAUACAGAAAUUAUUUUACUGCAAGCAGAGUGGAAAGUGAAAUUAUUGCAAAUACUGAGGGUCUAGGCAACACUCUGAGUGAUUUAAUGAUCAAUUAUGCUAACUUUCCAUCUGAUGAACUGAUACCCAUUUCCAGAAUUUUCGAAAGAGUAUCAUAUGCACCUAUUCGUAACAAUGCAUUUAAUCCAGAGACGUGGCUUUGGCUGGAAACCAACAUUAGUUCUGGUGCCACAACUAAUCUUCAAGUGACUACUCCUCAAACUAACAGUACUUGGAUGGCGAGUGCAUUCGUUAUUUCUGAGGAACACGGACUUGGAUUUACAGAGGAAAGCGUUGAGAUGGAAGUAUUCCAACCUUUGUCCAUGAUGAUAAACCUACCAUACUCUGUUGUAAGAAAUGAACAGUUCAUUCUGGAAGCUGUCCUUUUUAACACUCUCCCAGAAAACAGGGAGGUGACAGUUACAUUAAAAAACAGUGACUUGUUUGAAGUAAUUCUCCCUCGUAAUGAUCCUAGUACCAUUGACGGCCUAAUUAAUGUGAUUGUUCCCAGUCAUGACACAAAAAUUGUUCAAUUUCCAAUAAACCCCAAAAAGCUUGGUGAAGUCUCAAUGACCGUGACAGCAAUUUCAUCUGAAGAGUCUUAUACUGUAACGCAAAACAUAUUUGUAAAGGCUGAAGGAGUGAAGCGUUUUUAUACAGAGACUGCAAUUUUUGAUUUAGCUGGUGCUAAAGCUCAGACUGAUCUGAAGUCUUUCUUGUUCACUUUUCCCAAUGAAAUGGUAAAAGAUAGUGAGGAAGCAUUUAUCACAGUUCAUGGGGACCUUCUUGCACCUUCAAUAGAUGGUCUUGAGUCACUGAUCCAGAUGCCAUGUGGUUGUGGAGAGCAAAACAUGAUUAAUUUUGCACCAAAUAUCUAUGUUCUUCAUUAUCUGAUAGCAGCUCAAAAGCUAAAGGAGGAUAUUAGAACGCAAGCCAUUAACUUCAUGAUAUUAGGUUACCAAAGGGAAUUAUCUUAUAAGAGAAGUGAUCAUUCAUUUAGUGCUUUUGGAAACAUUGAUGAUUCUGGGAGCACCUGGCUUACUUCAUUUGUGCUUAGAUGUUUUCUUCAGGCUCGACCUUUUAUUUUCAUAAGUCAAGAUGUUUUAGAUCAAAUGGUACAAUGGUUGGUGCAGUGCCAGGAUAUAAGCACUGGGAUAUUCUCUGAACGUGGGAGGAUUAUUCAUACAGAACUUCAGGGUGGAUUAAAUGGACCCAUCACACUUACUGCCUAUGUUGUAACUUCUCUGCUUGAAGAUGAAGACUACCGUCAUCAGUAUGAUUUUCACAUUAAUAAAGCACAACAAUAUCUUGAGAGCAAGUUUGAUCAAGGAAUUUCUAGUAACUAUGUCUUGUCUGUGGUUGCAUACGCCCUGACCAUGGCCAAUAGCACUAGAGCAAACAAAGCUCUUACGCAACUUAAUUCCAGAGCAAGCAACACUGAAGGGUUGCAAUACUGGCCUUCGUCAUCUGGAACAACAAACUACUGGCAGCCACAGUCCGCAGAAAUUGAGACAGCAGCUUACGCAUUACUUUCCCACUACAAACAGAAUCGCAUUUUGGAGGGUAUUCCUAUAAUGAAAUGGCUCAGUCAGCAAAGAAGCCAUCUUGGAGGAUAUUCAUCCACUCAGGAUACCAUAAUGGCCCUUCAGGCUUUGGCCCAAUUUCUGAGUGUGCUUCCAACAGGCGAAACUUCCUUAAAUAUAACAGUUACUGGCUCUAGAUCAUUUGUGCCAAUAACAUUUCAGAUCAACAAUGACAAUCUUUUGGCUUUACAAAGUCAGCAGAUCACGGUUUCUCAGCCACUUUCAAUCAACGUUUCUGCGGUAGGAAGAGGGAGAGCAAUUUUCCAGUUAAAUAUAAAUUAUAACCAGAGGGAGUCCCUGAGGAAUAGAAGAAAUGUACCUGAAUCUGAAGAAUUCACCUUAGAUAUCACAGUUAAUGAUGAUCAAAAUAACAUUCAGUGGAUUUCUGUGGAUGUAUGUGCAAGCUAUCAAGGGACGAAGGAUGAAAGUGGAAUGAUCCUUUUAGAUGUUGGUUAUUUAAGUGGAUUUACUCUUGGUCCAGAAGGAAUUCCCUUAUCUGGGUCUCUUAAAUUGGUGGAAACAAAAGAAGACAGAGUAUAUCUAUACUUUGAUAUGAUAAGCAAAACACCAGUUUGUGUGUCUGUCCCACUUGUACGUGUGGCGACUGUAGCUUAUUCUCAGGAUGCUGUGGUCACAAUUACGGAUUAUUAUAACCCAACAAACAAAGUGACAAAAACGUAUAAUUCAGAGACAAUGAAAAAUAUUUCCCUUUUUGACUUUUGUGGAUUCAAUUUUACUCUGUGUACAUCCAAUUUGUUGGUGAAUGCACAACCCACACCACAAAGCACUGUGUAUGGAAAUUCACAAACCACCAUACAGAGGAAUCCAAAUACAACCACGCAAGGGAAUCUAAAAACCACCAAUCGGGGCAAUGCACAAACCAUAGUGCACGGAAUACCACAAACUACCAGCAGUGCUACUGUAUCAAACUUCCGUGUGUAUGGGUUCUUCAUACUUUGUAUUUAUUAUAUUUUGUUUUGCUAGUUGUAUUAUAUCACAGUUCUUCUUUGAUUAUUAUGAGAACUGAAUUGCUAGAGCCUAUGAAGUGUAAUGCAUUUGUGUAACAGUUAUAAAGUACAAUUAUAUUAAUUUGUUAAAAAUCAAUAUGAUCAAAGUUGAUGAGUUUUGUGAACAAGAUAUACAUUAAAUGCAUGUAUGUAGUUAUACCAUAAAACAAAUCUAUGUUAUUAUGGUACGAGUCUUUAAACUUUAAAUAUUAUUUCAAUUUUUACAAAUUAUUUUAAAUGGUAGAAUCUAAAGCAUUUUUUAGGAUACCUCUGGCAUUUUGAGAUACUGCUUGAUUGUUUUACAGUUUAAAGC
Molecule: messenger RNA, 4793 nt
Organism: Pelobates fuscus (common spadefoot toad)
Lineage: Eukaryota; Metazoa; Chordata; Amphibia; Anura; Pelobatidae
Product: CD109 antigen-like
Exons: 33
Coding region: 60-4457 (1465 amino acids)
Cellular component (GO): extracellular region
Molecular function (GO): endopeptidase inhibitor activity
Source: RefSeq, a predicted model, not a curated record